AUGACACAUAUCGAACUUUCCCAACGGCUGUCAAGCCGAAGCUCAACUCGUGAGCAUGCCAUGGAAUGCAAAUCACUAUAUUCUGGCAGCUGUGUCAUUUGUCGGCGGCACAUUUCUGGUUGUCUUAGCGUGGCAAUUCCUCCAAGGCCGGCGUCAGCACGUCCCCUUUCACGGCUCCGCCUGAGAGUCAAGGACUGCUACCUCCUAGAAGGACUGAAGACCUCUUUGUGUUAUAACUACGACUUCAGCAACCCUGCCCCAUUUACGGCGGAGACAGUGCAGUUAUUGAUAAAGCUACGAGCCGUCGUCCUAGGACUAACCAAACUCAGCUCGAUGUUUGGCCGCAAGGAGCCCACGGAGGCUGUAGAGUUUCACAUUGCAUUCAACCCACGUGGAGACGGAUACCAAUCUCCAGCCAGCGGCAGCAAUGGAAGUGCCACAUGCGCCGCAGCAUAUGCUUGGAUUGACUGCGCUAUCGGCACAGAUACCAGUGGCAGCGGAAGGCAUCCGGCGAUGGCAAUGGAGUUUGGCAAUUUCGACCUUUCACGAAUUCUCUAUACGAGAAGCUUGAAAGCGAUCUCACCCCCUGGAACCCCGGACGACGUCGAUGGCUACUUGAUCGACACAGUGACAAGAGCUUACUAUUAUGCGUACUAUCACUCAUUUGCCGCGUUUCGCGAAAAGUACGCCGAGAAGCAUAAUGGGGAACCGCCGUAUGUGAUUCUCUCCCUUCAAUGCCGAUGGGAAAUUGGUGGCGCUGUAUCCGAAGAACAGCCCAAAUAUGCCGUACAGCGGAUGGACACCUACAAGGAAUGGCCGCUUAACGCAAUGUUAGCCGAAUAUACCAGCAAGGCUGAGCCACUGGUUGCUCGUCCAAUCGCGGAUGCUGCUCCAAGUUAUAUGGACGAGCCGUCUUAG
This is a messenger RNA of Penicillium mononematosum, 918 nucleotides long. RefSeq names its product amidase signature domain-containing protein. NCBI's taxonomy places the organism in Eukaryota, Fungi, Ascomycota, Eurotiomycetes, Eurotiales, Aspergillaceae. The transcript is spliced from 3 exons. The coding region runs from base 1 to 918 and encodes 305 amino acids. The record is from RefSeq and is a predicted model, not a curated record.